CUCAUUGAAUGGCAGAGUUUCCAUAAUAGCAUCCACCGUCAAUUAUGUCCUUCUUCAUCCGCAUUGUUUGACUGAAUCAUCGAAUUGCGAUACUUCCAUCAGCAGUUCAUUAACCUUCCUCUCCUCGGGGCGGCUUUCUCGCUUCAUCUGAACUUGAAACUUGCCUCGGUCGGGACUGUUCCGUGAAACAUUGCCCUCCAGCCCACAUCGUGUACUUCCUUCGACAGCAUCUUCCACUCCGCGUCAAUCUGUCGACACGAAUUCUGCAUCUUCGAGAAGUUUCUGACAGCCCCUGCUGUAAUACAAGCAACGAUGGCCACCUCCGUCAAUGAUCUCCCAAACGAGAUCCUAAGCCAGGUAUUCUCCCACCUGGACCGACCUGCGCCAUCAGACUCGAAACUCCAUGAUCAACCGAGCUCUUUCAUGCUGCAGAACCUCUUCUUUGACCGCGAUCUCAAGAAUACUUCUCUCGUUUGCAAGCGAUGGCGAGGUGCCGUGCUCCCUCUGCUGUUCCGCCAUGUGGUCUGGACAUUCGACCGAUUCGAGCUGUCGCUCAUGGAAGAGACGGGAAACCCUGCAUCUGCGAUCGACUUUCUGUCAUUCCUACGGGCUAACAAUUUAACCAACUAUGUCGAAACACUUUCAAUGUUUGUCGAAGAUGCCAUGGGCGGCGUAUCGGACGGCACCAGCAGUGCCACACUUAUGGAGACAGGCUUUGCGAACAAGGCCUCGUACAGCGAAGACUAUAAUUGGCUAUGGACGACAAUCUUUGAACAUAUUGAUCCCAUCCGGCUUACAAUGAUUGCGUCGCCACGAGUGCUGGCCCAGAUGCUAUCGCGUAUGCUCUUCCUUGGGGAUGCGUGGAACUUUUCAAUGCCUAGGCAUGUUCUUUCACUAUCACGCAAAGAUAAAAGGACAAAAGAGACGCAACUCGAGGCACCGGCGACAGUGUCAUCACCAAGUCAGGCAUCUGGUUCUGAAGUCACACAUCAGAAGCGUGUUCCCUGUGGCUUAUUCACCAUCCGCCCAUGGCAGGCUCUCUUACUCAACGAAGGAUCCUCGACGCGAGUCUACAAGACAUACGAAUUCUACCUCAAACGCCCACCUUCCAUCCUCGGCGCUCUUCUGGGCGCAGAAGAGUUCCCAAACGACGAACCCAUGAUCCCUUCCUCGAUCCGCGACCUCUCCUACGUCGGCAUCUUCCCCCUCUCGAGCCACUUCAACACCCUCGUCCAAAACGUCCCGCGCCUCGACCGCCUCUUCGUCCAGCUCGUUCCCCGAAACGACAUCCUCUCCGACCACGAAGAAAUGCGCAACGUCGACCUCGCCGAUCUCUGGAUGGAGCGCAACACGGCCUACUCGAUGCUGUUCCGCGAGCUCUUCAAUCCGAGCCCGGACAGCCCCUGGCUCGAGCUGAGCGUCUUUGAGAGCGGCGACGCGGCGGACAAGGAGGCGUGGGAUAUGGCGGUGCAGUUUGUGCAGUUUAGCGGCGUGCAGGGGUGGCGGGUCGCGGGCGAGGGCGUCUUUGCGAGGGAAGGGGACGAGGACGACGUCGGUGCGAUCCUCGGCAUGUCUCAGUCAGUGGCGCCAGCGGGAUCGCCAAGAUCACAAACAUUGUCUGAGUGAUGUUUGCUAAUGCGUCAGGUGCGAGAAAAGACUCCCGGGUAGGCUCAGACGGAUGGCGUUUAACGGAGUUGCGUCGUUGCCAGUGUCUAGCGUUACGCUCUACAUGAGAGAUGCAAACGCGCCGUAGAGGGGUAAUGUUGGGCAUAUGUAAGAUCAGGACAUUCCUUGGACCAGUCGUAUCAACCAGUUUAUGAUAAUUCUGC
Colletotrichum scovillei is the source of this 1829-nucleotide messenger RNA. Its product is annotated as F-box domain-containing protein. Lineage: Eukaryota; Fungi; Ascomycota; Sordariomycetes; Glomerellales; Glomerellaceae. The record is from RefSeq and is a predicted model, not a curated record. The coding region runs from base 313 to 1626 and encodes 437 amino acids. Gene Ontology annotation, molecular function: protein binding. The transcript has a single exon.